AUGGCGAUGAAGAUGCGACCCGGAGCAGGGGCGGAAGCAAGAGCAGAAGGAGCAGCAGGAGCAGGAGCAGCAGGAGCAGGAGCAGAAGGAGAAGGAGCAGGAGCAGGAGAAGGAAUAGUAGCAGGAGCAAGAGAGGACGCAGAAGCAGGGCGGGAGCAGGAGCAAGAGGGAGUGGGAGGAGCAGGAGCGGAAGCAGGAUUAGGAGCAAGAACUUUUAGGAGAGAAACGCUGAUGGAAAGCGAUCGGAUGUUCAAACGAGAGGAUUGGAUGACAGAUGACGAUAGAGGGGAGCAAUUCCUUGCUGAAGGGAAGAGGGAGGAGGGGGGCGGGAUUGCGAGGAAAGCAACAUCGCUCAUGAUGCAUAUCAGCGCUGGCAUGCUUGAUGAAGACCAGCGAGCGGCUCUGCAUUCCGCUGCUCCGUUCGACGGCCUAGACAGAGGGAUCCGAGCGAGCUUGAACAAGUUUGAGGAGGAACAGGAAGAGUGGGCGGUGGAGCAGGAGCAGGAGCAGGAGCAGGAGCAGGAGCAGGAGCAGGAGCAGGAGCAGGAGCAGGAGCAGGAGCAGGAGCAGCAGAGCAGGAGAGCAGGAAGAGGGGUUGGCGGAGCUGGGGAGGUGUUUGAGGAGGAAGAGGAGAGAGCUUGGGGGCAGGGGCGGAAGAGAGCAGAAGGAGACGAUCUGCAGCUGGUGUUCUUGGAAGGAGCAACGGGAGUUGGCAAGUCGACGUUGACGGGAAAGUUGGAGAAGAUGGGCUACCAGCUGCUCUUGUUGGUUGGUCCCAUGAUUCAU
Molecule: messenger RNA, 786 nt
Organism: Guillardia theta CCMP2712
Lineage: Eukaryota; Cryptophyceae; Pyrenomonadales; Geminigeraceae
Exons: 8
Source: RefSeq, a predicted model, not a curated record